AUGGUUGAAGCACUGUUCAGCGUAUUGUGGCAUUCUGUCUCAUUCAUCAACCUACAGACUUUAGGAAUUUUAUUAUUCGGAAUUUAUUUUUAUCGUCUAAUCAAAAUAUGUUACAACUACUCAAUUGGAAGAAUAUUAUUUUCAAAACGGAAAAACUUAAAAUAUUCCGGUGAAUGGGCAAUUGUGACUGGUGCCACUGAUGGAAUAGGCAAAGCAUAUGCAGAGGAAUUAGCUAGUGAUGGUUUAAAUAUUAUGUUAAUAAGCAGAAAUUUGGAAAAAUUAAAAAAUGUAGCCGACAAAAUCGAAUCGUUUUAUCAUGUGAAAACGCGUAUUGUUGUUGCUGAUUUCACACAAAAUAAUAUUUAUGAGUCAAUUGAAAAAGAAAUAGCUGAACUAUCAUCUAUUGCUUGCCUUGUGAAUAAUGUUGGCAUGAGUUAUCCAUAUUUUGAAAAUUAUGCAGAUGCUAAAUUUAUGAAUAUUAAUUUUAUUCAAGAUUUAAUCGCUUGCAAUACUCAAUCAGUAGCAACAAUGACCUAUUUAGUCUUACCGAAAUUGCUAAAACAAAAGAAGAAUAAUUCAGCUAUUAUAAAUAUUGGUUCAUUUUUAGGUUGCUUACCAUCACCCUGUAAUUCAUUAUAUGGUUCAACGAAAGCUUUUAUUCAUCAUUUUUCAAAAUCAAUUGCGGCGGAACUCAAUCCUCCCGGUAAUAAAGUGAUUAUUCAAACAGUUUGUCCACUUUUUGUUGCAACAGCAAUGUCACGUGCAAGCAAGGCAUCAUUCUUUAUACCAUCACCUCGUGAUUAUGCUAAAAGUGCAUUAAAUAUGUUAGGUGUGGAAGAAUUCACAACAGGUUGUUUUGCUCAUGCACUACAAAGUUACGUAUUAACUUCACUACCUUUAUCAUGGGUUUAUGAUAAGUAUAAGAAAAUUGCUGCAAAAGCACGUAGAAAAUAUCAAUAA
Schistosoma rodhaini is the source of this 960-nucleotide messenger RNA. The record is from the annotation of a GenBank genome assembly. Lineage: Eukaryota; Metazoa; Platyhelminthes; Trematoda; Strigeidida; Schistosomatidae.